Westerdykella ornata is the source of this 810-nucleotide messenger RNA. Its product is annotated as alpha/beta knot. The transcript is spliced from 3 exons. Gene Ontology annotation, molecular function: RNA binding; RNA methyltransferase activity. Gene Ontology annotation, biological process: rRNA methylation. Lineage: Eukaryota; Fungi; Ascomycota; Dothideomycetes; Pleosporales; Sporormiaceae. Gene Ontology annotation, cellular component: mitochondrion. The record is from RefSeq and is a predicted model, not a curated record. The coding region runs from base 1 to 810 and encodes 269 amino acids.
AUGGACAAGGCCAGCAGUGGGAGACCACACAAUGGCGUCAUUCUCGAGGCGUCUCCUCUCCCUCGGCCUCCGCUUGUGAAGCUGCGCGCUUCUUCAGUAGACGGAGCGUAUUUCCAUGUUGACUUGGACAGUCAAAGCAGAGAAGAGAAGCUGGUAAACGGGACUGAAACACGAGUGGCAUACAAGUCUGGAGGCUGGAGACAUCCUUUCCUGCUUUAUGUCGACGGAGUGUUGGACGAAGGAAACCUCGGUGCCAUUGCGCGGUCAGCCUACUUCCUUGGAGUGGAUGCCAUUGCGACGCCCACACGGCAGAGCGCACCUUGGAGCCACAUAGCUCUCAAGGCAUCCGCCGGAGCAGCAGAAGCGAUCCCUAUCUUUGCUGUCAAACAGCCUGCCGCGUUCCUCGCAGAGAGCGCUCGCGAGGGCUGGCGAAUAUACGCCAGCGAUGCUGUACCUGCGGAUGAGCCGUUGAGCGAUCUGUCUACCUCCACCCCAGCCAAAAGCGAUGGAAGUGCAGAAGAUGGCUCAAGUAGCAUUGUGUUCAAACAUGCUCGUCACCCCAAGGUGCUUCCUGUAGGCCAUAGCCCGGUCGCCUCGCAUCCAACGAUUUUGAUGAUGGGUGCCGAAGGGACGGGUCUCAGGACUAGCCUGCUCAACCAAGCACACUAUAUAGUGGGCAUACGAGCAGGACGGGACGCCAGUGAGGUUGGAGUCGACAGCUUGAAUGUUAGCGCGGCGUCUGCGCUGCUCUGUUUCGAAUUCCUUAAGAGACCAGCGCAGCAGCGGAACUCGGCGCAAUCCCUCUUUUGA